AUGGCGAAAGAGACGGGCGAUGGACAAGUAUACUUUCCAGAAGGAGGACAUCGAGCUUGGUUGACGAUAGCAGGAUCGUGGUGCUGCUCCUUCAUCACAUUCGGACUUGCCAACUCCUUUGGCGUUUAUCAAGAGUACUACGCUCGAAAUUUCUUGCUGGACAAGAGCUCGAGCCAGAUUGCGUGGAUCGGCGCAUUUCAGUACGCCGGAAUCUUUUCAUCUGGCAUCUUUGCAGGCAGAGCUUUCGAUGUCGGCAUGUACAGACCCUUGUUGACCAUCGGCAUGGUCAUCCUCAUCAUUUCGCAAUUCUUGCUCUCCCUAUGCCGAGAGUACUACCAAUUCUUUCUGGCUCAAGGUGUGGGAUUAGGACUUGGAUUCGGAAUCGUGUUCAACCUUUCGGUGGCUGUGCCGAGCCACUGGUUCUCGAAGAGAAGAGCUACUGCAAUGGGCAUCCUAGCAAGCGGCUCGUCAGCAGGCGGCAUAUGUCUACCCAUCAUGCUGACCAAACUGCAAGAUCCAUCUUCCAUCGGCUACGCCUGGGCUCAAAGGGUCGUCGGCUUCCUCGCCUUGGCUCUGCUCCUCUUUGCAUGGUUCACCAUGCCUACCCGUCUACCCCCCACACAAUCCUACAAAAAUGGCGGAUGGAGGCGCAUCUCCUUUUUCGAAUUGCAGCAUUUCAAACAACCAGCCUACGCUUGCUUUGUGCUCGGAGCUAUGCUCAUCUUGUUCGGUCUCUACACCCCCUUCACUUAUAUGGACGUCGCUACUCGGACGUACGACAUUCCUGCAAGCGGCUAUUGGCUCUCGGUGCUCAACGCUGGAAGCGUCUUUGGACGCGUGCUACCUGGGUUCGUGGCGGAUAGAUUCGGACGGAUGAAUACGAUCUUGCCUCACUUGAUCAUGUCGUCCAUACUCGUCUUUGUCUUUCCCCUCGCCAUCAAAUCCCUGGCUGGUUUGAUCCCCUUUGCAAUCCUCUACGGAUACUCUUCCGGCUGUUACGUUUCGCUGAUCCCCUCGGCCAUAGGUCAACUAGGAUCGACCAGCACCUUUGGAACAAGAUUAGGCAUGUGCUUCUUUGUAUGCAGCUUGGGAGGAUUGUUCGGUACGCCGGCUAGUGGCGCUCUUCUUGGAUCUGCUGCUCCUUUUGAUUGGUGGGCUUCUGCAGGCUUUGCUGGUGCUUGCGUCACUGCUGGGACGUUGCUCAUGAUAGUUAGUAGGACUCUUGCGCUCAAAGGAAGGGUAAAGGGAAGGAUAUGA
Messenger RNA from Ceraceosorus guamensis, 1257 nucleotides. Its product is annotated as MFS general substrate transporter. NCBI's taxonomy places the organism in Eukaryota, Fungi, Basidiomycota, Exobasidiomycetes, Ceraceosorales, Ceraceosoraceae. The record is from RefSeq and is a predicted model, not a curated record. Bases 1 to 1257 code for a protein of 418 amino acids. Gene Ontology annotation, biological process: transmembrane transport. The transcript has 2 exons. Gene Ontology annotation, molecular function: transmembrane transporter activity. Gene Ontology annotation, cellular component: fungal-type vacuole membrane.